CUUAAACACACAGAAAAACUCCUGGUGAAGCGACUGAGAUCCACGAGACACUAUUAUAAAGAUGGCGUUUAUUAAAGAGGAGAGUGAAGACAUGAAGAUUGAUGAAACAUUCAGAGUGAAACAUGAAGAAACUGAGGAACAAACAGACCUGAUAACACUGAAAGAUGAGAGUGGAGUACUAGAUGAAAUGGAAAAGAAAGAUCAGUUUGAGAAACAUCAUGAUUUCGUAACUGGAAAAAAAUCAUUUAGUUGCUUACAAACUGAAAAUACUUCCCCUCAACAAAGAUCUCAAAAGACAGAAACUACAAAAUAUUUCACUUGCCAACAUUGUGGAAAGAGUUUCACUCAACAUGGAAGUCUAACUGCCCACACGAGAAUUCACACCGGAGAGAAGCCUUUCACCUGCAAACACUGUGGAAAGAGUUUCAAUCAACGUCGCAAUCUUUUAGUCCACAUGAGAGUUCAUAAUGGAGAGAAGCCUUACACCUGCCAACAGUGUGGAAGGAGUUUCAAUCAACUUGGAAACUUUAAAGUCCACAUGAGAACUCACAAUGGAGAGAAGCCUUACACAUGUCAACAGUGUGGAAAUAGUUUCACUCAAAAAGGAAGCCUUAAAAAGCACAUGAGCAUUCACACCGGAGAAAAGUCGUACACCUGCCAAGAGUGUGGAAAAGGUUUCACUCAGAAAGGAAGCUUUAACAGGCACAUGAGAGUUCACACCGGAGAGAAGCCUUUCACCUGCCCUCAGUGUGGAAAGAGUUUCAGCCAAAAAGGACACCUCAAAGACCACAUAAGAAUUCACACUGAUGCAAGUUCUUUCACCUGUCAACAGUGUGGAAAAAGUUUUAACAGAAAACACAGCCUCGAAGUCCACACGAGAGUUCACACCGAAGAGGGCUCUUUCACCUGCCAACAGUGUGGAAAAAGUUUUAACAGACGAAAAUACUUUAACUCCCACAUGAAAAUUCACUCUGGAGAAAAGCCGUACUUAUGCCAACAGUGUGGAAUAAGCUUCAACCAAGUAGGAAACCUUAACAGGCACAUGAAAAUUCACACUGGAGAGAAGCCGUACACUUGCAAGCUGUGUGGACUAAGUUUCAACAAUAAAGGGAGCCUUGAAAGUCACAUAAUAAUUCAUACGGGCGAGAAGCCUUACACAUGCCCUCAAUGUGGAAAAUGUUUUGCACAUAAACCGACUCUUAAAGUCCACAUGAGAAUUCACACUGGAGAGAAGCCGUACACAUGCAAGGUGUGUGGAAAGAGUUUCACUGAUAAAGGAAACCUCAAAGUGCAUAUGAGAGUUCACACCACAGAGAAGCCUUACACAUGCAAACUGUGUGGAAAGAGUUUUACUCAAAAGGGAAACCUUAAAAAACACAUUAGAGUUCACACCACAGAGAAGCCUUAUACCUGCAAACUGUGUGGAAAGAGUUUUAUAGGAGCACUAAACCUGAAACAACAUUUGCAAACUCAUUCCGGAAAGAAAUUGAGUUCUGAAUGUGGUGAAACAUUUAGAAAAAGGAGUAUUUUCAAAAAUCAUCCGUCUAUUCACUCUGGAGGAAGGCCGUUUAAGUGUGAUCAGUGUUAUACAUUUUUUUCUUUGCCUUUACACUUAAAGAUACACCUGAAAAGUCAUGCAGAUGUGAAACCACAUUCUUGCUCUUCGUGUGGAAAGAGUUUCAAAUGGCUCAGCAAUUUAAAAUGGCACCAGAAAAUACUCCUCUGUUUAAAAUCAAGGCUGAAUUCACAGCGCAGCUGAA
Molecule: messenger RNA, 1760 nt
Organism: Rhinichthys klamathensis goyatoka
Lineage: Eukaryota; Metazoa; Chordata; Actinopteri; Cypriniformes; Leuciscidae
Product: gastrula zinc finger protein XlCGF26.1-like
Exons: 2
Coding region: 62-1759 (565 amino acids)
Biological process (GO): regulation of transcription by RNA polymerase II
Molecular function (GO): DNA-binding transcription factor activity; RNA polymerase II cis-regulatory region sequence-specific DNA binding
Source: RefSeq, a predicted model, not a curated record